GAUUACUUGUUUUAUAAAAAAGAUGGCAAGAAGGCUUUCAAUUAUUGUGAGCUGUAGGCGGACAUGGUGUAUAAUGAUUGAGUACCUAGCUUGGAGAUCGUACAAUCAGUACUCGCUGGACAAUAAUCGCUCGCGUGCGUAUGCGGUGUCGCAGUGAAAGUCAAUUUGUUACAGCUUUCUCGAAGAUCAAGGAUAUUAUGGAAAAGGAUGAUACCUUGUGGUCAAAAAUUGCAUGUAACACGCUGAUAAAUGUUGUUACAUAUCCAUUUGACUAUGCCAAAGUUUUAAUUCAGAUUGGGUAUGAGCCUAUAGACCCACAGCCAACCACUACUCUUUUUGGUAAAUCAGCACUUGGUUUGCCAAACAUUUUUCAGUAUGUAAGGUACAUAAAAAAUGUUGAUGGUUUCGGAGGAUGUUAUAGAGGCCUUGUACCAAAAAUCUGUGCACAAACAAUUUAUGGCAUUGCUUUUGACAAGAGUUACAAAUCGGUUGAAUUUGAAGAUGAACCGGAUAGUACUGUACCUAUAGAUGAUUUAGAAGACAGUGAAAGAGAUAAAAGAUAUGUUCAAGAAUUCUUUAAAAACUUCAUUGCUAGAACAAUAGGCAUUAUCGUUAGUCAUCCAUUUGAUGUGAUAUCAACUCGAAUGAUGGCUCAAUUCGUAGGUGGCGAGGUUAAAUAUGUUACACUAGUAGGAUCUGUGACUGAAAUAUAUCAUGAGAAUGGUCUGUUAGGUUUCUUUGCUGGAAUUGUUCCAAGACUCAUUGCUAAUGCUACCACAUUGGCAAUUAUCAGUACAUCAACUUAUGUUAUUAACAAGUAUUUCAUUCAAGAUAGAGAAUUGAGGGUUUACACAUCAACAACGAUGACAUUCCUUGCAUCUACCUUUACUUACCCUUUCUUGGUUGUUUCCCAAUGUAUGGCUGUGAAUAAUUGCGGAUUGGCAGCUGGACAGCCGCCUGCCAUGCCAAUUUAUACUGGCUGGACUGAUUGUUGGAGACAUUUGUCGAAAAAUAAACAGUUGAAGCGAGGCAGCAGCUUAUUGUGGAGAUACUACACGGGCCCGACUAUUUUGAUUAAUGGUCGACCUUAUGUUGACAGAAUUUCGUUGAGCUUGAAAGAUAAUCCACUGAAGAAAUUUGUGUAACUCAAUAAUAAUAACUGAUGUGUGUUUUCAGAUUAAAAGAUAUUUAUUUAUUCUGCCGUGUAAGCUUUAAUUGAUGCAUUUUCCGAAAAUCUCAGUAUGUACAUUACCUUCAAGAAAAGAAUGUUAAGACAUUUUUUUAGUUUCGAUGAAUUGUGGUUAUUAUCGACGCCAAUUAUUCUUGUAAAUAUCGUAUAGUUGAAUCGCCUUAGAUAAAUGAAAAAAAGACUUGCCUAUGUGCAAAAUUGUUUUAAAGUUACUUUACAUUCAUUCAUGGGUAAAUGUAAAAAUACUAAAAAUAUUGUGAACAUUUAUGAUUAUAACUUAUGCCAAACUUUUUAUUAUUCCGAUUUUUUUUAAUAUAUCAAUAACUAUUGUACUACGAUUGUACUACGGUGAUUUGUCUUUCCGAUAAAAAUAAAAUUGAAGUUGAAGGCUG
Molecule: messenger RNA, 1581 nt
Organism: Phymastichus coffea
Lineage: Eukaryota; Metazoa; Arthropoda; Insecta; Hymenoptera; Eulophidae
Product: mitochondrial carrier homolog 2-like
Exons: 7
Coding region: 141-1145 (334 amino acids)
Source: RefSeq, a predicted model, not a curated record